AUAGCUUUUCAGAAUAAAUUCCCAAGCUUAAUGGACUAUCCCCUUGUUACAGGUGUGGUUUCAGAAUCGCCGCGCGAAGUGGAAGAAACGCAAGAAGACAACGAACGUGUUCCGCACCCCCGGCGCCCUCCUGCCCUCCCAUGGCCUGCCGCCCUUCGGGGCGAUGGGCGACGGCCUUUGUGGAUCCGGAAUGUUCACCACGUCGGACACGCGGUGGGGCGCCGUCGCUGGAAUGACCACCGGAUUGGGCCAAUUAAGCCAAGGAUCGAUGGGCGGGUUUGGCCAAUCGCUAGGCCAACUCAACCAAGGAUCCGGCCUUAGCUCAGCACUUCCUAUCAGUUCGGCUAGUACGGUUUACCAGGCGCACUAUGGACUUAACUCCUUAGGGGACAGCAUGAUGUCGUACUGCCAAACAACCCCUGUAUCAUCUGCAGGGGGAGGAGGGGGCGGCAACCCUCCCUCAAACGGCCCUGCAUCACCACCCCCUCCCUCCCUGCCACAAUGCUCUUCAGCGGGGGGUACACCACCAGUAGCGUCCGCGUCAUCCCCAGGUGGAGGAGUCCAAGAAGAGGAGGACGUAUGGCGUGGGCAUAGUAUCGCAGCUCUACGUAGACGUGCUUCAGAGCUGAAUGCUGCGAUACCUGCUUAUCUACAAGUACCAUACGAUACUCAUACCAAUGCAUCUGUAUACUAAAGUAACAAAAAGCUGUAUUGUGACUAUUCCAGAAGUAAAACUGUUUAACUUUAAAGAAUACUGGGAGUGACUUCUAAAUAUGCUAUGGGGCGCUUUUUGAUCAGUGAUAUUUCCAGAAACCGAAAGAUGUUGUUAAAAGCUAAAAAUAUACAAAGAACAACAUGCGGGGAUUAUUCAUUAAAAUAUGGGUGAGUCCUAGCGUACAGCAAAUAUGAUUUUAUGUCUAAGCAAUAUUUUUUCUUGAAAUUUAUUUAAGAUAUUAUUCCGUUCUGUGAACGAAAAUAUGUAAUAAGAUUUGUGGUUUUCUAACCGGUGAUUCAUUUGGAGGCCUCUUUUCAGAAGAAAAAACAUAACAAUAGUUCAUUGAACGCGAUUAUAAUUAUUAUCCAAGGCAAGAAGCAUUUAAGGCAAUCACCUUUUUAAAAUUAUUUAUUUUUGAAUGACGGCUGUUAGUGCAUUCACCUGGUCCGUUCUGUAGUUCCGAUUUUCGAUAAUGCGCCUAAGCAUUUUAGGUGGUAUUUAAGGAGAGCUAUUGGACCCGUUUUGUUGCUUGCUGAAAAUCAAGCACAUUAUUAACAUUAGUUUUAACAAGACGACACGGUACUUGCAGCUCAGCCUACGAUAUAAUCCCUUUACUGCCGCAAUAAUUUGAUGAACAGCUAAUUUCUCAUGUCGGACCAAAUAAUUGACCUCUUGGAUAAUGUGAUGUCACACCCUUAGACGUUUUCAUUGGGGCCUGUAUGUCUACAUGAAUAAGAAACAAUGAGAAAUAAUAAAUCAGAAUUAUUCGCUGAAUACGGAACGAACACAUCAUAGAACUUGGAAUCCAAAAAUGGACACGUUGCCUGAACCGACGACCAACAUUUAAAAAUAAGAUUUUCAAAAAUGAAUUUCGUUGAUGCUUCUUUUUUUCAAUAAUAAAUAUAACUCGUCGGAGUUGGUAUUUGUAAUUUUGUGUGCUUUUAAAAAAGUACUCAUUGCUAGUAACGUCACAAUAGAAAUUAUCAUAAUACAUCAUCAUUCUUAUGUAAAUUAUUGAAAUCUAUAUUAACUAAACGUCAUACUUUUGGCUUUUCACUUGAUUCUAUAAGCAACAUUGAUUUCGACUUCAACCAGUGGUUAUGUAAAUGUGAAAACUUGACUUCCAAGACAUAAUUCAGUCAAGGUAAAUAAAAUUGGGAAAUACCGUAAUAUGUAUUUAGUACAUUUUAUCAGCCUGCUCAAUACAUUGCGAAACUUGUUUAAUUUUUUGUGACAAAACGGUAACUCUUGGUUGUGGUAUUUUUUCAUAGUAUACCGUUCCAGCACUCGUAUUAACAAAAGUUGGAGCAACUUUUAUAUUGAGCAUAUCCAAAAGAUAGAACAGUAUCACCAUCUUUUUCAAUAGUUCAGGGUCGCACACUGGACAAGAAGUGCAGUGGGUCCAAUGGUGCUUACAUUGUGUAAUAUUCAAUGUUCAGCUAAAACAAAAACUGCUCUGCCUUUUUGCAUUACCAUAUGUCUAAUAUAUGUUAUUCUGGAUUAUUUGACGAAGAAACUAUAACUGCUACAUAAUUUUACUGCUGACGAAAUUGGUUUCUUUUUUAAUAACAAUUUGGCUUACUAUGUUAGGAUUUCCAGGGGAAGAUUAAAACUCAGGCGAGUUUUAUUCUUUCCCUGAGGAUCGGAAUGUUUGGCGAGUGGUAACACCCUGACGCAGUCAUAAUGGUCUACUUACUCGACAGUAUACGAAGUAAUGUUUACGAAUAUGCCAGCCUUCCGAAAACUGUUUUGACAAACAAAUAGAAUAACUGUAAAGCCAAAACAUAGGCUUAUACUGCAUCAUAUUUUAUUGCAUCUUUUACUUCUAGAACGUCAUGAAUCUGGAAUACUCUACUUGAUUAGUUAGAACUUGUACUAACAAAAUUUAGCUUUUUUUGACGCCUCUAAUAAUAUAUUCACUGAGACUUUUUCAUGUUUAUUGUUUUUGGUCGAAAUGACACUGGUUAAUUUGUUAAUAGAAUUUAAUUAAAUAUGAACUACUCAUAUCCAUGAGUAUACCUUCGGUGAAGAUCUAGUCACCUACACACUAUCUUGUUUUGAGACUACGUAUACGAUGUAAGAUAAUAUAAUCUGUACAAAGAACAAUAAUAAUAACUGUCUGAUAGAUGUUUAUUUUCAAUGCGAAUCUGUAAAAACUCGAUUUUGUCCGUAAGUGUUAAGUAGAGUAACUUACGUGCUCCCUUGUAUACGUUAUUGCUAAUAUAUAAUAAUAAAUGUAUCAGCCCAAAAUGGAUGAGUUUGAUGAAUCAAAUUCCAAGUAAUUAAUGUAACGAUUAUUUUGAAACAAGUCGCCAAUUUUCGCCAACAUUUGUAUUUAUUUUUAUUUUUGUUGUCCUGUGAACUUGUCAGUAGCAUUGCUCUGAUUUCAGUGGAGCUUCAAACCAUUUCAGAAUGAUUAUUAAAAAGUUGCGAUUUGCCAGAGUGUUAUUUGGAAAUUAUUCAUCAAUUUCGUCCUUCCAUUCAUAAAGCAUUAAAGAUACAAUACUUUUGUUAUCUGAUUACAUUUCUUUCUCAACUUAAUUCUCUACAGUUUAUCGCGCAAUGUUUUUCCUCCGAUAUACACGUGUGAGAUAUGGUAGAGGGAAGACUGACUUCCUUACCUGGUAUUCCACAAACACUAACAGCUUUUCUGAACGAAAUACUUGGGCUAGGGAAUAACAACAACUGAACGAAUGUAUACAGCGUCCAGGUGACCCUACGCGCUAUUAGGGAAGUCUGGCGAUAGAGCAAGUGUUUUUUUUAGUUGAAAAAAUCUCACCCUCCCUUACUUAUUUCUUACUGUAUAAAAAAUUUCGUUCAAACCAAAUCGUUUUUACUGUUAGUGAAUAUAUACAUAUUACAAUACAUUUUUUUAAAUGCGCAAUAGGAAGGUAUUGAUACUUUGCUUGAUGCUAAAUGACUACACAUACGAUUGAGACAAAUUCAAGAGAAUGUGGGUUAUAAAGUAAUGUAAAUAUUUCGUUACUGUACUCUAUCAUACUUACUAUUUUUUUAGCUAUGGCAUGCGCAUGACGCGUCAUCAAUAGCAUUUUUUUUAAUGAAUUGGUUCCAUGUUCAAAUGGCCGCUGUUACUGUGUGUAUAUUAUUAAAAUUGUACUUGUACAGUUGUAGUUUUUGAAUGAGUGAUGAUAAGAAGAAUAAACUAGAAAGAAACUUGCUAUUACCAGUAAAGUAGAAUUGUCUGUAAUAUAUCAAUUUCCGUUUCAGUGACUUAUGUAUACUAAGUGUGUAAAAUAGAAAUGUUAUAUAUAU
Messenger RNA from Acanthoscelides obtectus, 3988 nucleotides. NCBI's taxonomy places the organism in Eukaryota, Metazoa, Arthropoda, Insecta, Coleoptera, Chrysomelidae. The record is from the annotation of a GenBank genome assembly.